CUGUGCCUAUGCUACGGUGCGCAACAAGUUGUACGUGAGAUCGGCACGCGACUUUGGCGGCUUUUCGAGGGGGGGAGGGGAGGAGGGGCAAUACCCCGGCCGGUUUUACUCCUGCCGAUCGAGUCGAGGGGAGCGCGGGUCCGCCGCUUUUCGGCCUCCCUCCCAUUGGAGCGAGCAAAGCUGGGCGGCACCAUCUCUCUUUAAAGAAGAACCAAACAACAACACUAGCACCACCACCACCACCACCUCCACCACCAUCAGUGUCCAUCAACCACCCACCGCGCUCACCGUCACACCCCGCUCGCCCGCGCGCGCGCGCGCGCACACACACGAGGGACCGAUCGAUCGAUCGCUCCAGGCGAUCGAGUCGCACUGAAGCUGCUUGAAGAGCUUGGCGAUCUCUCGCUCCCUGCAGAUUAGAUCGGUUUCAACCCGGGAACAAUAUAUUGUGGAAGUACACAAACUUUUUGAGUAUCGUUACAAAGAGUCCAUGCUUGGAUGAGUACCUGGAGCAGUAGGUACCAAAGUCGUCCAUUCUGCAUUGUGGAGUUGCUCUGGAUCAACUUGGAGUGCGUCCUUCGAAACUGGAAAUACCAAAUUCCGUUCUAGAUAAUUUGCUGGGCGCGCAGAUGGCAGAUGAUCCUAGUCUAGACUUUGGUGAAUUUCCUCAGCCAUUCUGCAGCCAGCAAGUUGUUUCAUUUCAGCCAAGCGUGACAACUAGUGGGUCAGGAGGCAUGCCAGUGUACCUGGACUGUUCCAGUGGGAUGGACAGCAACACGGUGAUGUUGAGCACCACACCUUCUGUGGUUGUCUCCACCACUUCGUCCAAUACGGUUGCUGAUCCCGGGCAGAACCUCAAAUAUGGAGGGCCCCUGGCAGCUGAUUGGUCACGUCUUGAGCUCGAUGUGCUGAAAGAUGGCCUCCAGAAAUAUGGAAAUGAACAAGGCAUCAUGAAGUAUAUAAAGAUAGCAGCUUCAUUACCAAGCAAGACUGUGAGAGAUGUCGCAAUGAAGUGUCAGUGGCUAGGGAAAAGAGAAAAUUCAAGGCGGCGGAAGUCUGAAGACCAUCACACUGGAAGAAAGAUGAAAGAAAGAAAGGCUAAAAUGGCCGAGCCUUCCUUAUGGGGUACCAAUCAUCCAGUUCAGACGGACACAAGAGUUCCUUCGUUUGUGUCACAUAAUGCCAUUCAAAACAACCAAAUUCUAACUGGAGCCACUGAAAUAGAUCGUGCAAUGCAGCAAUUACUAGUACAAAAUGAUCGACUUCUUGAUCAGAUUGAAGCAAAUAUGCUAGCAUGUCAGCCGCAAAACAAUAUUGAACUCUUCCAUCGGACAAGAAGGAACAUCAAUGGUCUUCUGCAAACCAUGAACCAAAUGCCUGGGAUAAUGAGUAAGAUGCCUCCGUUGCCCGUCUCGGUGAAUGAAAAUCUUGCUAGCUUCGUACUUCCUGGUCUUACAGUGCCACAAUUUCUCGGAGGCAGCCAAUUGAAGGAGGAACCAAGAGGAUGAUGGUGAUGACUGAUGAGUAGAACUACCAGGGAUCCUGCUUUCUCUAUCAGAAGGCGAAGGGGAGGUAACUGUAACCAAUCUGCUGCUCGGCCUCCACUGACAUGGGUUGAACGUACGCCCCAGCUGGCCAGCGACAAGCCUGUAAAACUGGUGGCUGAACAGUAAUAUUUCAGGAAACUUCAGUUUUGCUCGUCUUGGUGCACCUGCACAUAUUGAAUUUUUUUUUCUUUUCGAUUUCUCAUCCUGUCAGUUUCUCAGUAUAGUGAAUAGAGGAUGUAGAAUAGGAAGUUAGUUAAUAAUAAGUACUAGCUAGCUAGCUAGCUAUUAGCUAAGCUUAGCAAAAGAGGAAAAAAAAGGCCUUUUUGCCCGUUAACAUUUUGCUGUUCCCUGUGUGUAAAAUGCAAUCCAAGAGUCUAGCUUUAUCUAA
Messenger RNA from Oryza sativa Japonica Group (Japanese rice), 1935 nucleotides. RefSeq lists its product as uncharacterized. Lineage: Eukaryota; Viridiplantae; Streptophyta; Magnoliopsida; Poales; Poaceae. The record is from RefSeq and is a predicted model, not a curated record.